Paramecium sonneborni is the source of this 887-nucleotide messenger RNA. NCBI's taxonomy places the organism in Eukaryota, Ciliophora, Oligohymenophorea, Peniculida, Parameciidae. The record is from the annotation of a GenBank genome assembly.
UAUUAAUGUUCGGUGAUUAAAAAAAAAAUUUAAUAAUAGGAACUUUUAGUAUUGUAGCUUUAGGUGCUAUGAUAUGGAAGGUAUUUGAUAAGAAACAAUAACCUAAACUUACAUAAACUGUAAGUGAUGAGAAUUUAAUAAAGUUUAUUAAGGAUUUAAGAGCUUAAUCAUUUCCACAUUUUUUUUUGGUAUCAGGCAUUGUUUAAUAAGUGAAAUAAGGAAAAAAGAAUGAGAUCUAAGAAAUUUUAAUAAAAAUUAAAUAAGAAGUAGAGCUUCUUUUUGAAAAGAAAUAAAUAAUGAUUCUUUGUAAAUUAGAAUUAGAUAAAUAAGAGGUAGAAUAAAGUCUUUUAUUGAGUUAAAAUAGUGAAGUGAAGUAAUUGUAUGAUUAAUUUUAAUAAUUAUAUGAAGAUGCUUUAGAUGGUAUAGAACCAGAAAUAAAAUUAAAUGAUUAGACUCUAUAAAAAUUUAAUUAAGAGAAAUUACUUAAAAUUAUGGGGAAUGUAUUAGCAGUAUCUGUUAAUGUGAUCUGUUUAGCUACAGAAGAUUUAUUGUAAAGAUCUGAUUGUCCAAAUGAAUUUAAAUUAGAUUAACCAAUAUUUAUGAAAGCAUUAAUAAGGAAUGGUUUGACUGAUAAAAAAUUAGAAUUGUUAUCCUCAUUUAAAUUAAAUGAAUUUGAACCUUAAGAGUAAUGUCCUAUAGAGUUAUUUUCAAAAAUGAUUUAAUAUUAGAAAUUGGCUAAUCCAAAGUUUAAAUAAUGUGUAGAGGAUAUUGAGAAUUUUUAUGAGAAUAUCAUUCAAAAAAUAUUAAAGAAAGAAAUAGAUUCUGAGAGUGCAAGAAGUGCAUCAGCUAAAAUAGAUAUAGAUGAAAUAAUAAAAAAACUUACAUGA